AUGGGUAUGUGCUGCGAUGAAUGUCCCCUCCGCGAUCGCCAUGAUACGGACAACACAUAUGCCCCGACCCGGUCGAGCGCAGCGCCGCGUACGCCGCAUACGCUCUCGCCGGGACAUCCCACUGCGGGUGCCGCGUGGCUCUUGUUGCCGACGCAUACGAUGCCUGCAAAGGCCCAGCGGCGUGGUGUUGAUAUACCAGGGGUCCUCGUGCUCACCUCGGGCUUGAUCCUGUUCGUAUACGCCAUAUCAGAUCGCGCAGAAUCUGGUAUGUCCUCUCUCUCUCUCCUAUCAUUUCAUUCGCUGGAGAACCGACCCUACCCUACCCAAGGCUGGGGAUCGCCGCAAGUCGUGACGACACUGCUCCUCUCCGUCGUUGUGUUCGUCGUUGUUCUUCGCCAUCGAGCGGAUCGUGAAAAGCCCGGCAUGGCCGCCCAAGACGUAGACGAACAGGAACUUCACGCCGCUGUUCUUCCAUGCCUGGAGUCCCCAUUGGUGGUGCCUCGGCUCUCGGCUCUCAACUCCAGCUUGUCAACGUCCUCAUGCCCCGCCCUCAUGGCUCUGGGCGCCGUACUCUUCGCGGUGGCCGGCGGGGCGAGGGCGGAGGCGCGGUACUGGUCGUAUAUCUUCUCCGGGAUGGCUGUCAGCGUGUUUGGACUCGCGGGCGCGUACGUGGGGUGCACGGCGAUGGUCAUGGGCGGGGCGCGCAAGGGGAGGAGGGCGGCGUCGGCGCCGUGA
Messenger RNA from Pleurotus ostreatus (oyster mushroom), 735 nucleotides. RefSeq lists its product as uncharacterized. Lineage: Eukaryota; Fungi; Basidiomycota; Agaricomycetes; Agaricales; Pleurotaceae. The transcript has 3 exons. Bases 1 to 735 code for a protein of 244 amino acids. The record is from RefSeq and is a predicted model, not a curated record.